GGUUCUCGGUUGUUCGGAUAUCCUCACGUUAAUGCGAUUUCCAAAUUUCUGAACGUCAUGACUCAUGUUAUGCAUUUUUAACGAGUUUUGAAUUAUUUUUACUCAAUUUUGACAAAAUGAUGCUUCGACGGAUUCCAACUCGGUCGCCAUUCGUUUUACUUUGCAGCAAAACGUACAUGGAGAGCAGCAUACAUCAUUUUAUUCCAGUAUGUAGGCAUCAUAUCAUGACAAACAUCUCUUCAAAAGUACAUCCAACUCGAAGGGAAAUGAGGUCCCUCACAAGGAAAACCAGCCAGCUCCUCCGUCAUGUUCAGUCCAACAAAAUAUCCCAUGCCAGAACUUUAAGCUCAAAAAAGGAUGGUGAAAAAGGAGAAGCCUCGACUUCCCCCGACGGAGAUGAAAAACCAUUUGUAGUGACGACUGUGAAGGGCAAGAAGGAUGCGGAACCGAUGGUGAAGGCUUCGGAAGGAGCAGACCCGCCGUCUGAUCCAAAGGAGGCCAAGUCCUCUGCAGCUGAACGUCUUGCAAACCUAUCCAAGGCAUUGUCAUCGUACAAGGAAAGAAGAAGGAAAGUGGAUUACUCCAAGAAAUACACAGACAACAACACCAUAACAGCCGUCAGGGCUAUGAGUGACUACUUACUGAAAUCAAGUGAUCUGGAGCAGCUGAGGAAGACGGUGAGGAGGAGCCCUUAUGAUCAGGAAUCGAGUGAAAGGAACAUGAUGGUGUAUCUCAGAUCCGAUGUCGAACAAAAGGCUAUUGAGGUGUGGGGGAGUAUGGAAGCACUUGAAAUGGAGAAGAAGAAGAGGAGAGAUAGAGAGGCUGUAUAUAAAGAACAUUUGUUCCUGCUCAAGAGAGCAAUGAGGGAAUACGACUCUUUCUUUAGUCCCAAAGAGCCAACACCAUCAAUCUUUGAGGGUCCGGGCCAGGUUGUGCUGUCGGCAAUAGCCAUCAACACAGGAAACUUUGUGUUCAAGUUGAUGGCAUGGUUGUACUCUGGUUCAUCCAGUAUGUUCUCGGAAGCAAUCCACUCCCUAGCAGAUGUGUGCAAUCAAUGCAUUCUUGCCUUCGGUAUCCAUCAGUCUAUCAAGAAACCAUCAAGGGAUCAUCCGUAUGGGUUCAGCAACAUGCGUCACAUCUCAUCCCUGAUCAGCGGUGUGGGUAUCUUCUGUGUGGGAGCUGGUCUCUCCUUUUAUCACGGUAUCACAGGGUUACUGCACCCUGAGCCUAUAGAAUCACUCAUCUGGUCCUACUGUAUCCUGGGCGGAGCUCUGCUUACCGAAGGAGCAACGCUGGCUAUUGCCAUCAAUGCUAUCAGGAAAGGAUCUACAGCCAGGAGAAUGAAGUUUUGGGAUUAUGUUUGGAGGGCUAGGGAUCCCAGUGUCAACGUGGUGUUCAUGGAAGACACUGCGGCUGUUAUUGGUGUGCUUAUUGCUGGAAGCUGUAUGGGCCUGACCUCGCUGACUGGGAACCCGAUGUAUGACUCGCUAGGAGCUAUAGGAGUCGGGACUCUACUAGGUGCUGUAUCUGGUUUCCUCAUCUACACAAACACCAUGGCCCUCACUGGCCGGUCAAUCCCAGAUGACCAGCUACUCAGACUCAGUGAGGUUAUGGAGAAUGAUGUCAUGAUCAGAGGAGUAUAUGAUGUGAAGGCCACAGACAUGGGUGUGAAUACGAUACGAUUCAAGGCUGAGCUGGACAUUGAUGGCGCAGAGCUCACAAGGUCAUACCUUGACACGCAGGACCUGGAAGUUCUUCUCAAGGAAAUCCAGAGCUUUCAGAACCUAGAGGAUGUGGAGUCUUUCAUGCUGAAGCACGGUGAGAGGAUCAUCGAUCAGCUUGGUGCAGAGGUCGACAGGAUAGAAAAACUUAUCAAGGCAACAGACCCUGAGGUAAGGCAUGUGGACCUUGAGAUUCUCUAAGACCACGCCUCUGCAGGAUGUUCCUCUUCUUUCAUCGUGGCAUCUCAAGACCAUGACCAAUGGAUCUAGUUCUUGUUUCCUGUGAGUCUUGAGGAGUUCUGGUAAGAUCACACUUCUUCAGAAUGUUCCUCUUCCUUCAUCGCACCCAAGGACUGUGACCAAUGGAUCUUCUAGUUUCCUGUGACUUGUGAGUCUUAAAGGAUUUCUGGUAGGAACCCAUGAUAACGUGUCAUUCUCUACUUUUAUGUUUUUGAUAAAAGUUGCAUGAAAGAACUCGGACCAAUGGAUCUGCAAGUUCCUUCGAUAAGUGAGUCUUCAGGAGUUCAGGUAGGAGUCAGUGACCACAAGUCAGGAAUCACUUUUCUGUUUUUGAUCAGAUUUACAUAGGUUGCCACACUGAGUCGAUGUCCUCUCAGCAGGAUCUUCCGAUGGUCAGGAUUAUAGGUGUAUGUCAUAUGUACAGUACCUGAGAAGCUGACUGGAAUAUAGCAAUGUUGGUCCGUCCCCAGGUUAGUCCACAAUAGCUGGUAGAAAGUUUUGUAGGAAGCGAGAUGGAGGGGUGUGGUGCCACUUUAUAUCAGGCAGAACUCUGAAUUGAGGCACUCGUAGUUGAUUUUCGGGUUAAUGCGCAUGUAGAUGACAGUUUGGGUUCACAAAGUAACUCACUGUUUUUUAUCAAUCCUAAGUGAUAUCUUUGUGAGGUAACUAGGGUUAAAAGAGCACCAUCUUGUCCCUUGUUAAGAGUUUUUAUAUCGAGUGAUUUACGGGAUGAUUGAUAGAAAUAUGCAAUAUGGAGGGUUAGGCAAACUCUCUUUAAUCGAUUAGAAACACUGGUCAUGUCAGGGGAUGUGACAAUCCCCAAGACGUUCCAUUGGUAUGCAUUGUAGGUAAGAAAUAAAUGGAUCGUGCUCCAUCAAGGGAAAGGUCACAUGUUGAUAAGGAUAGAGAAUCACCUGUAGGAAGUCAUCCAUGAGAAUACAGAUUCAAAGCCUAUCAUUGCCAAACUGUGAAGAUUUCAGACAGACAUUCUUCAGGAUGAUUAAUAACAUAAGCGAGGUAAAUGUUCUAUGUUAUUCAGUAGUUAUCUUGUGCUUCCCUCCAAAAUUGCUGCAUCUCAUGUUGGUUCCUACAGUGGCUGUUUGAGGCAAUCAAAGUAAUCAAGGUUGUCCGUGUAGCACUUGAUAAAUAUGUUAAUGUUGCCUGCACGAUGAACAUACAUUUAUCAAUUAAAAAUGCACAUGCAAAUGAAUAGCAUUUGCAUUUAAAAAAAACACGAACAUGAUAAUGAUUAUCACUCUUAUAAUUACACUGCAGCAUAAUUUCCAGCUUUCAUUUGCAUAUUCAAUAAUUUUCAAAGUGUGGUGUUAAUUUCUGGUGUUGGUGGUCUAAGGCUGAUUUGUCACACAGCAGCAGGCCUGCAGUAGAGCUGGUGCCGGGACUAACCUCACAAGAGGUGUGUUACCUUCAAUUUGUCAUCUUAAAAAAAAAAAAUUUGGGUUGAAUAUUGAAAAUUAUGGUGCAAACAAUUUUGCCUUUGACUUUAACAUACAAAUAAAGAUCUGGUAAAAUACUAUUGAAAUAAUGGUACUCUGUUGAAAAAAAAAACUCUGGUUGAAAAAUAACAUGAGUUAUCUCUGGUAAAAUUGUGUAUGCUAUAGGUCCCAAGUGUUCAGUUAUCACUGAUUAUAGUGGUAUCGCUUAUUUUAAACCCUUAUCUGGUGAUGGAGCUGUAUAAGACACCUUGACUCCAACACCAUUACAAACACCUUACUAGAAAUCAGCAAAAGUCUCUCGGUCGUACAAAUCUAUAACCGGUACAUGUAUUCAUAUUCCCAAUGGCUGAAGUCAAGUUGCCAGUGCAUUGAAAUAUAUAUAUUUGAGACAGAAAGUUAUGAUUAUGAUGCCCUGUCAGAACAUGCAUUUAAUGAAAUAAUGUUGCAAAAAAAUAAAUGGGUAAAAUGACCAGAAAAAUGAUGAAUCCUAUGGUACAUGAUGAGUCAUAUGGUACAUGUAUUACAAUCUAACAUUCAUUCUUCAAGUUUUAAUUUGUUAUAUGGUGCAGUCACAUUUCCCCUACGGCGGCCGUACAUGGAGUUGGAGACAGUCAUUUUAUUAAUUUUUAUUCUAACCACCUAUAUGGAGCGUUGCGGCCCAUUGGAUUAGUCUUCUGAUUUUGAAACAGAGGGUCGUGGGUUCGAAUCCCAGCCAUGGCAUAAUUUCCUUCAGCAUGAAAUUUAUCCACAUUGUGCUGCACUCAACCCAGGUGAGGUGAAUAGGUACCCGGUAGGAAAAAUUCCUUGAAUGCUUCAGCACUUAGGCAGCCCAGCUAAAGCCGGGCUAAUAAUAAUAGCAGGGCCCGCUGGGAGAACAGUUUUCAGAACUGAAGGGGCUUCCCUGGGUAAAUAUGCCUAUAUUAUUAUUAUAUGUAGCUAGUACAAAAAAUGUUACAACGGCUGUUUUCUACUAACCAUACGGCCGUUGUAGAGCAAAUGUGACUGAGGUAUUACUUUUAGAGAACGUGACAAUAAUCUGUUUGAAGAAGCAUACAUAUAGUAAUAAUGUAAAGUUUCAUGAUGGUUAAAUCACUGAACUCACAAUAAUGCAAUAUUAUGAUUGUCGAGUUUGAUUAUACAGUAUAAAUGUGCAAAUUUGCAUUAUUUGUGUGUAGAGAUUCUAUUUGUGAACUGAAAUUCUUGGAAGCUAUCCAUUUGUUGUAUUUGAAGUUUUUAUUACUAGUUCUUCUGAGAGAUAAACAAACUUUAAUGUUUCAAUGUCAAUAAGGUUGUUUUUUGCAUGCUCUAACAUAGGUAAAUUGACAAAGUAAAAGUGCAAUUUAUUUAGUGUCAGUCAUUGAUAUUUAAUUUUAUUUCCCAUUCUCACAUUCUUUGUGUUAAAGCCUAUCUAAAAUCUUCUGUAAAUGGUCUGUAAUGUGAACUAUACUCAAGUAUCAUCUAACACUUCAAUCUUACAGAAGUGAAUUUUUUUCCAGCUGUUAGAAUUCAAGUUUGGCAUUGUUUCAUAUCCAUAGAUAGCACCCUGUUCCAGUAAUUUUCUUUAUCUAAAAAUAUGAUUUGAACACUUACUUUACCAUUUUAGUAAUUGGAUACUAGAAUGCUACAGACAAAGAUUACAUGUAUAUCCUGAAUUUUUCAGUCCAUUCCAUGCUUGAGGACGGAGGUUUUAUGAACAAGAAAACAGAAAAUAUGCAGAUAUUUAAUUUAAAAUGGGUAAAUAUGUGUAAUAGAACACAUUUGUAUUUUUUAUAUCCUUCAUGUCAUAACCCUUUAAGGGCACUUACAUCAUAUGAUUUAGUAAUGAAUAUGAAGAGUGAAAUGUAGAUGGGAGAUUUACCAAACCAUACAGAUAGGCUUUAAUGAAUGAAAAUUUCGCCUCAGUCCGACGAAUUGACUGAUCCAAAAAAUGUUAGAGGCCCCCUCAAACUUUAGCCUUUGUGCCGCUGAUAAUUCAAGAUCAUGCUGGCUGGCUGAAUCGAGAGGCUCCUAUGUAAACAUGUAAUACCAAUUAUUUUAGUACUGAUAAUAUACAAAUAGCGAAUAGGCAUGAUUGCGACGGUGCAAGAUUUUGCAUGAGGUGAAAAAAACGAGGCGUUGGUUGAGUUGAAUAGAGCGUCUCUUUCACCGAAUGUGAAAUCUCGCAUUAUUGCACAAAUAAGAAUAUUCGCUAUUUGUGUUGUACAAUGCCUCGGAAGUUAGCGAAAAUAUUAAAGAAAAUAUGAAAAAACAAAGAGUUUUUCCCUGCAGUAAUCUAUGAAAAGGGAGCUCAAAUAUUGGAAGCAAAAUCCCACAAGCGCACAUGACCUUGGGCAGCUUUGCGCAUUUAGGCAGCAGGCUUAUACGCGUAUUGCACCUUCAUUUUUAUUGAGCGCAAUGAAUUAAAUCGUAUUGUGACGUCACCUCCUAAAGCCGUGCAACAGUACAUUUUGGAUGGUACGUCUUGUGUGCAACGGUACAAAUGUUUGACAUUCAGCCUCCCAUUUGCUUGCGUACAGCAAGCUAAGUAGGCGUUGUACAAAAUGUUCUGUUGUAUAUUUCAUGUGAUCUGCUAUGAAGGAAUGCCAAAGUCUGCAUAUCUGCACUACAAUUAUUCAGUAUGGAAUUGAAAUAUAUGUGUAAUGUGGUCCACCUGCCAGUCAUAAGGAUUGGUAGUAAUAUUCAUAAGUUAAUUAGGGUCAAUAUUCAUAAGGGUCACCUCUCAUAACGGUGGCUUGUCCCAAUCAACGAUGAGGGUCACUAGUCAAGCAAAACCACCUCGCUCGGCAGGUGUCAACACUCACUAAAAAUUGAAAAAAGAAGCCAAAAUCACAAUGAUUUCAUGUACCAUCUUCUCGUCUUUCUGUGAAAUUAUUCUUUCCGCCAAGCCCUGCAUCUUCUUUCAAUAGUUCCUGAGGUCAGCUCUCAAAUCCUUGUGGAAGGAAUCCGCUGUGAAAUGAUCGCUGCACACCACACUAUUUCGGCUGUAUUUGUAGGUUGCAUAAGACAGACAUUCCAUUUUCCACAUCUUUCUCUACUGAUUUGGGGCCUGAUAUUGAAAAAAAACACAUUUGCUUUACUUCUAGAUGAGUCAUUUAUACAUCCAAUCGCCUGGUAGAGCACCAUUUUCCUAGCUAUUUACACGUGAGAGACUGCAAGGGAGAGCGAAAGAUGGCCAAGGCACGUCGUUGAGCUGAUCGCAUGCUACAUCACUUACUCGAUACAAUCAAGUAAUUUCUUGCAAUCAUUUCUUAUCCAUUGCCUAUAAUUGGGGGCUAAUUUUGGUUCUAAAAAUCUAUUUUUCUUGAUUAUCUGAAGUUGGAUUGAGAUGGGGAUGGUUUCAUUUUUUAAAAGGUAUGUUUCACUUGUCAUUUCCACCUCC
This is a messenger RNA of Lytechinus pictus (painted urchin), 6794 nucleotides long. Its product is annotated as proton-coupled zinc antiporter SLC30A9, mitochondrial-like. Gene Ontology annotation, cellular component: membrane; endoplasmic reticulum. The record is from RefSeq and is a predicted model, not a curated record. Gene Ontology annotation, molecular function: monoatomic cation transmembrane transporter activity. The transcript has 16 exons. NCBI's taxonomy places the organism in Eukaryota, Metazoa, Echinodermata, Echinoidea, Temnopleuroida, Toxopneustidae. The coding region runs from base 117 to 1922 and encodes 601 amino acids. Gene Ontology annotation, biological process: intracellular zinc ion homeostasis; transmembrane transport; zinc ion transport.